AUGUCUAAGAGCUUAGCAGACCGGAUAGGACUACAGCUCAGUCGGCAUCUAAUACCAAUAAGUGGUAUCAGCGAUGUUCAAACAGUAGAAUUUUGUCAAGUUUGCAGUGUGUACAUUUCCUCAAGAGAUGCUGACUGCGGCUCAUAUGCUGUCUGUGCAUUACUGCGUAUAGUAGAGCCACUCCCAGCGGCAGCCCUUGAAACCUCCACGUGGCAACUUCCUAAGCACGUAAGGUUAGCGGACCCAUCAUUUAACGAAACUGGUGAGAUUGAUCUUCUGCUUGGAGCAUCGAUCUUUUUUGAUGUAUUGCAGCCUGGUCAACUGAAAAGAGAUAACCAUCCAACCUUACAGAAAACAUCAUUUGGUUUGAUUGUUUCAGGAAAUAUACCUCCUCAUUCAGUUAAGUCCAAUGCUCGAAGAGUACUGCCAUGCCUUGCACACAAUACCAGCCUUAACAUUCAGGUCGAAAGGUUCUGGCAGCAAGAAGAAAUGAAGUCUGUUACUGUGCACACAAAAGAAGAGCGAUUAUGCGAGGAGCAUUUUGCUAAGGCCAUUCAGAGGAAUGCAAAUGGUAGAUUCGUGAUGAAACUGCCAGUGGUAGACAGUUAUGCAGGACUAAGUCCGUAA
Messenger RNA from Schistocerca gregaria, 627 nucleotides. RefSeq lists its product as uncharacterized. NCBI's taxonomy places the organism in Eukaryota, Metazoa, Arthropoda, Insecta, Orthoptera, Acrididae. Bases 1 to 627 code for a protein of 208 amino acids. The record is from RefSeq and is a predicted model, not a curated record. The transcript has a single exon.